Molecule: messenger RNA, 4185 nt
Organism: Leptidea sinapis
Lineage: Eukaryota; Metazoa; Arthropoda; Insecta; Lepidoptera; Pieridae
Gene: knockout
Product: probable cyclin-dependent serine/threonine-protein kinase DDB_G0292550
Exons: 9
Coding region: 372-3389 (1005 amino acids)
Biological process (GO): positive regulation of transcription by RNA polymerase II
Cellular component (GO): nucleus; cytoplasm
Molecular function (GO): DNA-binding transcription activator activity, RNA polymerase II-specific; RNA polymerase II transcription regulatory region sequence-specific DNA binding
Source: RefSeq, a predicted model, not a curated record
CGCCGCCAUCGAGAGUGGCCGUGUCGCCCACGAGCGCGAGCACUAUCCUCCGAUCGCGAAAAAAGUUUUACACUCGAAACUUUCUUGACUUUCCUUUCAACACGAACAUUGUUGAACUGGAACUGUCCAAUUUUCAUCCAGCAAACGUUAAGUGACCUUACAUAAAACCGGAAUUCGGCAACCCGAGAACAAGUUUGUCUCCGGUCAGGACAUUCGUGCAGUGAUAACUUUAUUUUCAGUGCCGUGGAUUAGUGUCCUAACUGGAUUAUCAUUGCCGUUAUAGUUUGAGGAGGACUUCUCAUUGCCUCAUUUGGUCGGCCAUUACAACAGUGCUAUCAAAAUUUGCAAGCAUGCCGCCGCCCGUGUAAGUCAUGAGCGGUCGCGGAGCGGGUGGGCAGCGCUGCCAGCUGAUCCUACAGCGCUGCCUGGCCAUACAGCUCACUAAGCCGGGCAGCGCGCCUGACGACUUCUGGAUGUACGACUCCGGCUAUCUACUGUUUCAGAGUUUCCUCGCGGCAAAUGCAAAAUGUUGGUGGGCAGGGCCAUUGGCCGCAGCAACUGCAGAUCUGCGGUACGCCGGGUACGUGUCUCCAGGAGUGCUGCUCGUGGCUGGAGCCCCCCGAGCACUGGAGACCGUGCGGGGGGCGUACUCCCGGUCCGUCCUGAAACCACCGCCCACCUAUCUUAUAUGUGGCCUAGGAGAUAUUGAAGACUGUAUUGUGACUCCAGCAUAUCAAGGACAGUUCACACCGCUGCCGGAAGCUCUCUGCGACUGUAUUAUGGACUUAACGUCACAGGGACAAUCAGCCACAUUGGAAAGUAUACGUACCUCCCUCUCGUCGAAGUUCCCGUCGAUGCAGACUCCAUCGCAGGACAUGGUGUAUGAUACGCUAGCCCAGCUGAUGCAGGAGAGGAAGAUCUACCAGACCUCGAGGGGCUUCUUCAUUGUUACUCCAGAACGACGUCGGUCAAGAUCCCGAUCAUCCUCUCGGUACCCCUCGACUGAAGAUGAAUGCAGCUCACCAAGAACCAUCCUGAUGUCAGACCAGGAGGCUCUGCAUCACCUGUAUGGAGAGAUAACCACCGUGCGCGACGGAGCCGUCACGCACCAAUGUGUCCAGACGAAUUUAGCUGAUGUCAUCUGUGGUGGCAACCCAAACGACAAAGUCCUGUACGGGCGCCCCAACAAGCGGCGCAGUGCGUCAUUCCCCGCGCCCCGCUCGCUGGACCGGCGCCACUCGCUGCGUAUCUUCGGCUCCUCCAGCAAGUAUCUCCAGCGGUGCGCGUCCACUCGCAGCCUGCACCACAAACACGCAAACACAACUGACAGCUCCUCGUCUACAGACUAUCCGCCGAGCGUUGAAUCUGCCUCGCCCAAAAAAGUGUCGUUGCUCUCCCGCUUAUUCAGACGAAGCGGCCGCAGCAAGCAAACGCGCGCGACUAGCACGUUCUCGGCACAGUUCCCGCCCACCGAGUGGUUCAACUCCAAGGCGGUACAUCUGCACUGUGUCGCCACACAGACAGAUUCUAAGGAAUCCUUGCAGAGUCAUGCAUCCUACGUUUCAUCGUACUACGACGGUUCGGAGAUCAGCAACCGAUCAUCGACACUGCCCAGAAGGCAUAAACGACAUCUUUCAACCGAAUCAGGCAUUGCAGGUUCGGUCCACUACGACCACUCUCCAGGACGACACUCCAGUCCCAGUUCAGGAAGCCUACCUAGAUCCACACUGAGCAGGAGUUCUACAAAUAAGACAAUUCUAGACCAUUUUGGGUCGCCACAAAGAUCUAGCGACUCUAAAUUAAGAGAAAGUUCCAGUGGGAGUUUAAGACGAGUAGAUUAUUCAGAUCACGUGAUGUCAACUAGCGGCCCGUCUAGUUUAGAGAGCACGACUACACAGCGGACACCAAGAAAAGAUAGUCGAAACGCACUGUCCGAUCAAAACUCGCCAUUGAAGAGGAACUAUAAUACAGGAAGCAGCAGCGGUCAUUCCAGUCUCGAAUCACACAUUUCAGACCGAACGUUGAAACCUUCACCUAGUCAUAAUAAUGGAGCACCGGGGCUAAGCAGAGCACAGUCGCUAGUAAAAGUACAAAGCUUACAGAGUUCCCCUAAGAGCUUACACAAGUAUAGAACAAAGCCACCUAUAGUGGGAGGAGAAACAGUAAAAAAUGGCAAAAAUACUUCACCGAGAACUUCUCCAAAAAACUGCCCAAGUACACCCAAAAAACCUACAACUCCAUUGCACAAUAAAAAUCUAGGAGCUAAAGGUGAGAAUCCUGCUACUACAAUGCUCGCAAGUUCAAACUCUAACAAUUCAAUAACAUUGAAGGUAACAACAAACACCCUAUCGCAAAACGGAGGAACAAAUACGAAAGUAUACGUACAAAACUCACCGGUACGAUCGGUAAUAACGUUCGAGAACGGCAAAGUUACUGAAACGAGUAAUGGUAGUAAUAUUUAUAUAAUUAACGACGACCGCCAAGUAGUAUCAGUGUCCCAAAACGGUUUGUCCAACGGAACCAAAAACCCUAAAGAUACUUCCUUUGAUGUAUCUGUUGAGAAUAAUAAGCCAAAAUUCAAGGAAACAGACUCAGCUAAGGUUCAGGACAACAAAUUCAAUAAAAAUUCCAUGAAUGAAGCGAGCAUGAAUAAUAACCGAAAAUUGUCUUUACAAGUAGGUUCAAAUAACAAUAACAGUUUUGUAUACAAAAACCAGCUGAAUAAUACAAAUGACAUAACAUCAAACCCACAAUCACCUGCUAUUCACAAUAAUAUUCACAACGUAGAAGCAUUGACUAACAGCAAUCCGUCAACUCCAACAAAAAGCUACGACAAUAUAAUUGGUUCUUUAGGAAGCUUGCGGUACCAAAAAAACUCUUUAAUAUCAGGUAAUACUGGAAUGCAAACAAAUUUCAAUUCUAACAGUGAACUUAAAAGCGUCGAUUUAUUAAAGAAGGCAGCUGCAUUACAAAUGCUAAAUGGUCUUCCAAACAAUAGAAUGAGUUCAGAAUCAAUAGCAAACCUACUGACAAAGGGCAUUGAUCCAAAACAAACAGUUUUAGGUUCAGAACCUAAUCUGGCACUCAAAAAUCAGGAUUCAUUUAAAGAUGUAAAUACAUCUUCAGAAAAACUUAAUGGUAUUGAUACAAAACAAAAAAGGUACAGUUUAAGCCAAGACGGCAAGAAAGACAAUCAGGAUUUUUACAACUUUCCAAGUCUAAGUGACUUGAGCUUUAACUUUACUAGUUUAGCUGCACAGAAGAUUUUAAAAGGUGUGAGUAUCAAUAGUGUGGAUACAUUAGUCGAGCUUAACAUGGCUGCAAAUCAUUCAGAUAAACAAAAUAAUUGUGAUGUCAAUGGUGUGUGUACGGAUUUUGGUCUUGUAUAGUCGUAAUGAUAAAUACUUUUAUGAAAUGUACAAUAGUAGACUUAAUAAUAUAAUAUGAUAUAAGCUAGAUAUUAACAAGUAAUAACAAAACUAGAUAUGCACUACAUAAUUUUAGUAGGUAUUCUCUUAUAUUUUGUACUCUUUUAAUUCAGAGUGUAAGUAAUCUGUCAUUAUAUCCUAUGAAAUUUAGUCACUGUACUCAAUACUAAUUUAUUACCUUAAUGUGUUUUCAGUAACUUCAUACACUUAUAUAAAUUAUCUGCUAUAUUAUUAUAGAAUUGUAUUUAAAGGAUUGUACGACAAUAAGUCAUUGUGGCCUGAAAUAAGCCAUCCAGAUAUGAAAUUUAGUGCCUAAAAUAGUAAAAAUAAUUAUUCUGUCAGUAUUUAUAGCAUGUUAUCUAUUAUCCACUAACCCUUAGUACAUAUCUAUAAAUAUCAGAUUCUCUAAUUUACCUUUGGAAUAACUGCACUUCAUUUUGUGCCAUCAUAUUUCCAGUGCAAGAGCUGAGUACAAAGUAGACUACCUUUUCAUGAAAACAGAUUCCAUCCAAUGAUGGGAAUUUAGGAAUGAGAUAAUGUCAAGUUUAAGUGCCAUAAACAUAAUGUAUUUGGGAGAUGAGAAUCAGGCAAUGGAUUGGAAUAUUUUUAUGUUAUUUGGUCAGCACUUAGUGUUGUACCAUUGGUAAUAUUUAUUUACUAGGAAAUGUAAUCGAAAGUCAAUGCAUUUUAGUGUAAGGUUUCAGUUACGCCAUUUGUAAAAAUGUAUUAACAAUAAAAAGUUGAUGCUUUAUAUAAA